GCCUUUUACUAAAGAAGAUUUGCAAAGAUCUUACGAAAUUGGAUCCUCAGAAUCUCCACCUUUACUCUUCAUUUUAAAUCUCUCUCUCUCUCUAUAUAUAUAUAUAUAUGUAUUUCCCGUUUAAAGCCAACACCACCACUUUCUUCCUCCCUCAAAUCUUCUCCUGCAAUUUACAUCAACCUUACCUUACCCCCAUUAUAAAACACACCCACCGUACUUACCCUCCCAACAAACCUAACAAAUCAUUUCCAAUUUCCUCCAACAACAAAUGGCCAUGGCCGCUCAAGUUUUGAUUCCCGAGGUCGCCGAUCUCUCGCCGGAGUUGCAUGUUCUCGCCGUCGAUGAUAGCCACGUCGACCGUAAAGUCAUUGAGAGACUCCUUAAGAUAUCCUCUUGCAAAGUGACGGCUGUGGAUAGUGGAACAAGGGCUCUUCAGUAUCUAGGGUUGGAUGGGGAGAAAAGUUCCGUUGGGUUUGAGGGUUUGAAGGUGAACUUGAUAAUGACUGAUUACUCGAUGCCUGGUAUGACUGGAUAUGAACUUCUCAAGAAGAUCAAGGAAUCAUCAGCUCUAAGAGAAAUUCCAGUUGUGAUCAUGUCUUCAGAGAAUAUAUUGCCUCGCAUCGAUAGAUGUUUGGAGGAAGGUGCAGAGGAAUUUCUACUAAAGCCUGUUAAGUUGUCUGAUGUAAAACGCCUGAAAGAUUUCAUUAUGAAAGGGGAACCAGAGGAAAAAAGAAACCCACCAAGAAUUUGCAAGAGAAAGCUUGACAAAAUCGAUAUCGAUCAGCCAUCACUUGCCUCUGGUUUACCCAACUCACAGCAAUUGUCUUCAUCUCUGACGACGAAGCAGGCUAAACUGCAAACGGGAGAUUAACUUGUCAGAGACCAACUUGUCGACGUAGAAAACUGAGAAUGGGAGAGACUAACUUGCAGGCGGGGGAGGGAAUUUUUGAAAGUAUGUGUGUAGUAGAUGAGGAAGAGAGAUUUAGAUGAGUUCUGUGCAUACUAUUAGCAGCAGCAGACAAAAAUUGCUGACAAAGAGAUUAUGGAAUUCAAUUUGGAGGGGUCUUUCAUGUUGAAAAAAACAGAUUGGAACCUUCUUCAUUCUUUCUAUAAAUGAAAUUGGAAGGUUUUUUUUCAGUUCAA
Carica papaya (papaya) is the source of this 1143-nucleotide messenger RNA. RefSeq names its product two-component response regulator ARR5-like. Lineage: Eukaryota; Viridiplantae; Streptophyta; Magnoliopsida; Brassicales; Caricaceae. Gene Ontology annotation, biological process: phosphorelay signal transduction system; cytokinin-activated signaling pathway. The record is from RefSeq and is a predicted model, not a curated record.